Molecule: messenger RNA, 486 nt
Organism: Arctia plantaginis
Lineage: Eukaryota; Metazoa; Arthropoda; Insecta; Lepidoptera; Erebidae
Source: the annotation of a GenBank genome assembly
AUGCGUGUAAUCUUUACGUUUGUUUUGUGCUUAGCCAUUGCAUUCGCUGUGCCAUCUCAUCCAAAUAAAAUAGUGGGUGGUUUUCCUACUAAUAUCGAAAGCUAUCCUUCUAUUGCGGCGCUUCUCUACACCAGGAAUGGUCAAACAUAUUUUCAGGCUUGUGGUGGGACCAUACUCACUACCAAGGCCAUUCUCACUGCAGCUCACUGUCCUCAUGGCGACGCACCCUUCAGAUGGCGGGCCCGUUUAGGUUCAUCUAGAGCCAACAGCGGCGGCACGGUCUUUAACUUCGCUUCAAUCUCUAUACACCCUAGCUUCAAUCCUAACACGAUGAACAAUGACGUUGCUAUCAUGCGCACGUCCAGUAACAUAAACUACAAUAACGCAAUCCAGCCAGCUUCUAUAGCGAGCCCUAACUACCAUCUAGCUGAUAAUCAGGUAGUGUGGGCUGCUGGCUGGGGUACUACCUACGUAAGUAUUAAAUAA